Aspergillus affinis is the source of this 1575-nucleotide messenger RNA. Its product is annotated as alpha/beta hydrolase. The record is from RefSeq and is a predicted model, not a curated record. Bases 1 to 1575 code for a protein of 524 amino acids. NCBI's taxonomy places the organism in Eukaryota, Fungi, Ascomycota, Eurotiomycetes, Eurotiales, Aspergillaceae. The transcript is spliced from 6 exons.
AUGAUAUCAUUUUCUUUUACCUUUCUCCUGGCGUCUCUGAUUGUCGUAACGCAGGCGACGCCCUUGCGUCGACAAUCUCGGGAACAACAAGGAAUUCAAUGGCACCAAUGUCCCGACGACAAAGAUUCUCCGGUCCAAUGUGGCAAUCUGACCGUUCCGUUGGAUUACUCGGGUGAAAUCUCCAAUGUCACCGUCCCCUUGGAACUGUUCCGCGUGCCGGCCGCAAACAACCAGUCGAACGGGAGUGUGCUGUUGAACUUCGGCGGACCUGGCGCGAGUGGACGGCGUGAUUUGUUCGCGUAUCGGGAACUUCUGCAAGCUAUAACUGGUGGCAAUCAUGAUCUCAUUGCCGUCGUUCCACGAGGAACCGGAAACAACACCCUUCGCUUCUCAUGCUUCAAUAACCAGCUGGAAAGAACAAUUAGCAGUCUUGCCUACCGGACUCUUGUCGGAAACGCUUCGGACACAGCGAUCGGCGAACUAUGGGUCAACAGCAAACUCCAGGCCGACGCGUGCUAUGCGACGCAGAACCGGACCGGCAGCUUUGUCAGUACGGGAUCGACUGCGCGUGACUUCAUGAGCGUCGUGGAUGCCUUGGGUGAGGACGGCAUGUUGCGAUACUGGGGUAUCUCCUACGGAACGGUUCUGGGAUCGACCCUGGCGGCCAUGUAUCCGGAUCGGAUCGAUAAGAUGGUGCUUGAUGGCGUUGUCAACGUGCACGAAUAUUACCAGAACAAGGAAUCAGAGUUGUUCACCGACUCCGACAAGGUUUUGCGAGGUUUGUUCACCGGCUGCGUCGAUGCCUCGGAUAACUGUCCUCUCGGCCAGAAUACCACGGCCGACAAACUGGAGGAAGAUUUCUACGCCAUGCUGGACAAGGUCAAAUACGCACCCUACCCCGUGAUCUUGCCGGGACUUGGCCCACAGAUAAUCGACUACACCACGGUCAAGUCGCGAGUAUACAGCGAUCUCUACUCGCCGGCCCUCUGGCCCACUACUGCCUCGUUCAUCAACGGCCUGUUGAACGGUAACCAGACGGCCAUCGCCGAAUACCUGGCCACUGUCCUUACCCGACCAUCGGGCAUGGAAGUUGAGUCCCAAUUUGGCGUCAAAUGCAGCGACGCGUUUUCUUCCAGGUCUACCCCCGAAGAUACCGCCAGGACCAUCCAGCUACGACACGACGCAAGCCGCAUUGGUGGCGACACGGCGGACAUUGUGACGAUGAUCUGCGCGCACUGGAAGCUGGUCCCGAAGGAGCGAUACAACGGGGAUUUCCGAGUGAAGACGAAGACGCCAGUCCUGUUCAUCGGAAACACAUACGACCCGGUGACGCCGUUGGUGUCGGCCAGGAAUGUCAGUUCGACCUUUGAAGGAAGCGCGGUGCUGCAGCAUGAUGGAUAUGGGCAUGGGAGUUUGGAGCAGGGAUCCGUUUGCACCGUGAGGGCCACUCGGGCGUAUUUCCGUGACGGCACUCUUCCGGACGCCAACACCAAGUGCGAUGUCUCGGUGUCGCUCUACUCGGGAAAGACAGGAUGGGAGAAGGUGUUUGAGGAGUUUGGUCGGGGCGAGGAGUAA